CAGAAGCAACGCAAUUGUAAGAGCAAGUAAACUCUUUUUUUAGCAUAUCUUUCCUUGAACACAGAAAGGCAGGAAGAAUUCAUCAUUUCGUGGAAAUGAGCGAGUCCGAACUCAAUUUACAAGCAGUCCUAUCCUCCAAAACAUGGUUUGGCUUCGACCUGGACGAUACCCUACACGAAUUCCGCAAAGCAUCAAGCCAAGCCUCUCUUAACGUAUUUGAGGUCAUCAGUUCCAAAUACGGAAAACAAGUUGAUCACCUGAGGGCCAGAUAUCAAGAAAUCCUGAAGGAAUCGACCACCCAUGCUUUCACAGACGGAAGGACCUCGACUGAAUAUCGCCGAGAACGAUUUACACGGCUCCUCCAGGCCGAUGGCCUUGAUGAAAGUGAAGACAUCGACCGUCUGCUUCGGAUCUACCAAUCCUCGCUGCGGUCCAACUUGACUCUGAAAGCUGGCGCAUUCCAAUUACUUCAGACACUGCAGCGACUGAAUAAGAACGUGAUCGUCAUCACUGAAGGCCCAGCUGAUGCACAGGAAUGGACGGUUCGGGAAUUGGGCCUUUGGCCUUAUGUUGAUAUUCUUGUAACAACCAAUGAGAUUGGAAAAUCAAAAGCUGAUGGGCUUUUUGGUGCGGUCUUAGAGAGGUAUGACAUUCAGCCCGGGGCUAUGGCCUACUUUGGGGACAAUGAGGUGCGGGAUGUGCGUGCAGCGCAGAAAGAGGGUAUCCUGGCCAUCUUAUACGAUCAGAAACAGGAGAACGAUUUCAAAUGUCCUAAUACUUUGAGAGUUAAUUCUUGGGACAUGUUGCAAGGUAUACUACUGGGUUGA
Messenger RNA from Penicillium brasilianum, 827 nucleotides. NCBI's taxonomy places the organism in Eukaryota, Fungi, Ascomycota, Eurotiomycetes, Eurotiales, Aspergillaceae. The record is from the annotation of a GenBank genome assembly.